Eurytemora carolleeae is the source of this 2811-nucleotide messenger RNA. Its product is annotated as glutathione hydrolase 1 proenzyme. Gene Ontology annotation, cellular component: plasma membrane. The transcript has 19 exons. Gene Ontology annotation, molecular function: glutathione gamma-glutamate hydrolase. Bases 58 to 1953 code for a protein of 631 amino acids. Gene Ontology annotation, biological process: glutathione catabolic process. The record is from RefSeq and is a predicted model, not a curated record. NCBI's taxonomy places the organism in Eukaryota, Metazoa, Arthropoda, Copepoda, Calanoida, Temoridae.
GUAAAUUAUUUCAGUGUGGAAGGUUUUACAGAUUUUACAGGGUAGGAUCUCAUCAACAUGUUAGAAUUGUUAUUAUGCGCUCUCGUACAGAAAGUAUUUAGCAACAGUAGUUCUCAUGAGUAUCAAGCUGAACAAAUUAAAGAGACGAUGGAUGAGGAUGAGGAUGAUGAAAAUGAUUUGUAUGAUGUGAAUGAAACCAAAUCUAUUUUAAACGGAAGGUUCCAGAGAAGACGGUUCGGAUGGAUCCAUGUUUGUUUUGUUUUUGCUUUUCUCUGCGCAGUUGGCGCCAUCUUUCUUUUUUCUUUCUUCCCGUGGAACAGCAGCAGCUUUCAGUCUCAGGCUUUUCGACCAAGUAUACUAGGUAAUUUUAGCAAAGCAGCAGUUGCAGUGGACGGCGAACCAUGCGCAAAAGUCGGGAAAGAUGUGUUGGUAGAAGGCGGAAGUGCUGUGGAUGCCGCAAUCGCAACUCUGUUCUGUAAUGGCGUCUACAACAGUCAAAGCAUGGGUCUGGGCGGAGGGUUUCUCAUGACAAUAUUUGAAGCUAAGAAGAAGGAAGUAUUUGCUCUUGAUGCUCGAGAGAAAGCUCCUGGAGCUGCUACUCAGGAUAUGUUUAACGGAGAUGCAGAUGCUUCACAGAGAGGACCCUUAUCAAUAGCUGUCCCUGGAGAAAUAUCCGGAUACUGGGAGGCAAAGAAAAGGUUUGGGUGUACCUGUAUGAGCUGGGCCCGACUAGUAGAGCCGACCAUAAACAUGUGCAGAAAUGGUAUAACAGUUUCUUGGACUCACGCUAAUACAUUGGCAGACAAUGAGUUAACAGAUCCCAAGAUGCGCGAAAUAUUUAUAAAUCCUAAAACUGGAGAGGCUUGGAAGGAAGGAGAUGUUUACUACAGACAUGAUUUUGCGGAUACACUUGAGAAAUUAGCUCAGGCUGGAGAUGCUGGGGAGGAGAGGCUGGGUAUUUAUGAGUUAGGAGGUAUCAUCACUGAAGAGGAUUUAAAGGAUUAUAACGCAGAUUGGGUUGAACCUGUUAAGGUUCAUCUGUCAAAUACUGAUGUAGAUUUCUACUCUGUUCCCCCGCCUGGUAGUGGAGCUAUCCUAGCCUAUAUUCUCAAUAUCCUAGACGAGUUCAAUAUCUCAGCAGCAGACCCGGCUCCUUUACUAGCACACAGAAUAACAGAAUCUUUCAAGUGGGCGUAUGCUUUAAGAACAGAGCUAGGAGAUCCUUCAGAUCCAGAGAUCACAGAGUUUAUUCAACAGAUUGUGAAGAAUAUGACGAGCGAGGAAUCUGCUGUGGACAAGGCGAGUAGGAUAGAAGACGACAAAACCUACAACAAUGCCAGCCAUUACGGCGCGGUAUUUUAUACACCGGAAGACCACGGAACAGCCCACGUGUCAAUUCUGGCGGAAAAUGGCGACGCAGUCUCUGUCACAAGCACAAUUAAUUUGUAUUUUGGUUCCCUGAUCAUGUCGAAGAGAACGGGAAUAAUUCUAAAUGACGAGAUGGACGAUUUUUCAGCGCCAAAUAUUACAAAUUAUUUCGGAGUACCCCCCUCACCUCACAACUUUAUUAAAGGAGGAAAACGUCCUCUGUCCUCUAUGAGUCCUGCGGUUAUCGUAAACAAGGACGGUAAAGUGAGGUUGGUAGUUGGGGCAGCUGGAGGUACAAAGAUUACAACAGCAACAGCUCUGACAAUCAUCAGUAAUCUGUGGUUGGGUGAGGAUAUAAAGAUGAGUAUAGAUAAGAGACGGAUUCAUCAUCAAUUGGCUCCUAUGGAAGUCUCUUACGAGCCUGACUAUCCACAGGAUCUUUUGAAAGAGCUUGAGAAGCGGGGUCACGCGACCGCGGAAAUGGACAGCUUCGGUUCAGUUAUUAACGGAGUUUCCGUCGAAAAAGACGGACGAAUUUACGCCAACGCCGACUUCAGGAAAGCUGGAGGUGUGGACGGAUAUUGAGAGCACAUCCUUUCAUAUCUGUUCUACAAAACUACAAAACUAUAAACAGUUAAACAGUUAAACAGGAGUAUGCUUAAAGGGAAAGCUCACGUUAUUUUAAGGAACCCUUAAAAAGAAAGUGGGCCAACAAUGAUUCACAAUGGUACCUUUGUCUAUUAAACGAUAAUGGUCCGUUCACCGUUUAAAAAAAAAUCCAGGCCAUCUUCUUGUCUUUACUGUUAAAUUCAACGGUUUAAAGUGCCCUAAGUCAAACGGAAUUUAAUUUGAGAUUACGUGAACAGUUCCCUUUACCAAUGCAGAAACAACACAUAAACACAAGGAAAGGGAGAAUUUUACCCCCCCCCCCUGCACACUACCGUUCUCUACAGGAACUUAUCCAGUAAACAUCCAUUUUACAUAAAAUCUAUUUUUCUAAACAUAUGAAGUCAAACUAAAACAAAUUCAUCUUAAGACUGAAAUCCAAUAUGUUUUCAAAUUUUGAUAAGAAAAAGUAUGUAUACAAUUAUGUAAUAGAAUAAGAUGGAUUUUCUCAUUCCUUUUCUUGAAAGCAAAUUCGUACCAGACAUGUCACAUAAAGACUAUAGUCCUGUCUGUUGAGUGUGAUAAAUGGUUGCAAUAAUGGCUGUGACAAUUUUACCAAUAGUUCACACUUAAUUAACAUUUAUCUUUUUAUCAACUUUGUUUGGCUAUUAUUCCUUAAUAAGGCGUUAUCUUAAUAUUUUUGUAACAAUUAAACCUAAUUAUGUAAUCUAAUUGCUAAUAGAUUGAUAUAAUUUAGAAACGUUACUUAAAACGAAUUAAAGUUUACAUAUUUGUAUAUUUUACGUUUUCUUGAACACCUCUACGUUAUAAAAAAAA